Quercus robur (English oak) is the source of this 777-nucleotide messenger RNA. RefSeq lists its product as uncharacterized. The record is from RefSeq and is a predicted model, not a curated record. Lineage: Eukaryota; Viridiplantae; Streptophyta; Magnoliopsida; Fagales; Fagaceae. The coding region runs from base 1 to 777 and encodes 258 amino acids. The transcript is spliced from 2 exons.
AUGAAUUGCAUCAGUUGGAACUACCGUGGUUUGGGCCAAUCACGGGCAGUUCAUGAACUCACCGAAUUGGUGAACAAACAUUCGCCCACCAUUCUCUUCCUCAUGGAAACAAGAGUAAAGGAUCACAAGCCAAAAACCCUUUGCUCGAAGCUCCACCUAGAGAAUGUUUUCAUAGAGCCGUGGGUUAAUACAGGAGGCGGAUUGGCCCUAUAUUGGAAUGAUGGAAUCAAUCUCAAAGUUCUGGACUCAACAACAAGCUUCAUUGAUGCAGUAGUUAACCCAGGAAUGGAUGACGCCUGGCCUUUUCGUUUUGAGGCGGUGUGGCUAAAAGAUGAAGCAUGUGAGGGAGUUAUCAAGAAGGCAUGGGAUGGUCAUAACUAUGGAGAACCGGUUGGGAGGCUUAUCGGCAAGGUUGAGGUAUGCAGGUCAAGCUUGCAAAAAUGGAGUAGAUUAAGUUUUGGGAAUAUUCGGCACAAGCUAAACCAAAAGAGGAAAAAGUUAGUCCAAGCCGAGUCCAUGUCUAUGGCUGGUACUAAUCAUGAACAGGUCCGGGUCCUAAGAAGAGAAGUGUAUGAGCUCAUGGUGAAAGAAGAGUGCUUGUGGCACCAAAGAUCAAGGUCGGAAUGGUUGAAGAGUGGAGACAUGAACACGAGCUACUUCCAUAAUCGAGUAACACAACGGAAUAAAGGGAAUUUUAUUUCCAAGUUGAUUUUGGAAGAUGGAACAAUGGUGACAGAUGACAAACAAAUUGGGGACAGAUUGGUGGAACACUUCUAG